GUGUGUGUGUGUUUUUUCAUAGUAAACGGAGCUACAAAGUAUGUCUGAAUCAAAUUUCAAAAGCUUAGAAGACACCCUAAACAAAUAUAUUCCACCGGAAGAGCUGCGUGAAGUUAAACGGGUGCUGUACGGAAGGCCCGACGACAACGAGUUAAAAUUUUCUGAAGAAACCAUCUCACUAUCCAAGGAUGUGGACAUCGAGCUAAAGGGGUACGUGUUUACUGCCCGCAAGGAGGAUCUGCGACGGCCGAGAAUAGUGCGGGUGGCAGCAGUGCAAAACACGGUGGACAUUCCGACAACGGCCCCGAUUCACGUGCAGCGUGAUGCAUUGCAUGAGAAGAUUUCCAACAUCUUACGUGUUGCUGUUACGGCCGGAGUCAAUAUCGUCUGUCUACAGGAAGCUUGGACCAUGCCAUUUGCGUUCUGUACGCGCGAAAAGUUUCCCUGGUGCGAAUUUGCCGAAGACGUCGAAAAUGGACCGACAACAAAGAUGCUGAAGGAGUUGGCCCGACAGUACAACAUGGUAAUCAUCUCGCCCAUCCUGGAGCGUGAUGCAAACCAUCACGAUACGAUCUGGAACACAGCAGUGGUAAUUUCCAACAAUGGUUCCUACAUCGGCAAACAUCGCAAGAAUCAUAUUCCACGUGUGGGCGACUUCAAUGAGUCGACCUAUUACUACGAGGGCGAUACAGGGCAUCCGGUGUUUGAGACGCAGUUCGGACGCAUCGCUAUCAACAUCUGUUACGGGCGCCAUCAUCCACAGAAUUGGAUGAUGUUUGGUGUCAAUGGUGCAGAAAUCGUAUUCAAUCCAUCGGCUACUGUGGGCGGACUAAGCGAACCACUGUGGGGUAUUGAGGCGCGCAAUGCGGCCAUCGCCAACAGCUACUUUACCGUGGCCAUCAAUCGGGUUGGUACGGAGGUGUUCCCGAACGAGUUUACCUCCGGCAAUGGGUUGCCGGCACACAAGGAUUUUGGUCCUUUCUAUGGAUCGUCGUAUGUUGCGGCUCCGGACGGUUCCCGUACGCCUGGCCUGUCUAGGGAUAAGGAUGGUUUGUUGGUGGUUGAGAUGGAUUUGAACCUCUGCCGGCAGAUAAAAGAUUUCUGGGGUUUCCCAAUGACGCAGCGCUUACCACUGUACGCGGAAAGCUUAGCAAAGGCAAUCAAACCUGACUAUAAACCACAAACUAUUCGAGAUAGCUAAACCAG
This is a messenger RNA of Anopheles maculipalpis, 1206 nucleotides long. RefSeq names its product beta-ureidopropionase. The coding region runs from base 41 to 1201 and encodes 386 amino acids. The record is from RefSeq and is a predicted model, not a curated record. Gene Ontology annotation, molecular function: beta-ureidopropionase activity. NCBI's taxonomy places the organism in Eukaryota, Metazoa, Arthropoda, Insecta, Diptera, Culicidae. The transcript has 5 exons.